UUUUCUCCUUCUUCGCAUUCUGAGUUUUCACUUUCGUCUAUCGGGCGCCACCGUUUCUCUGGAGAUUGUUAUGGUUAGUCGGUUAGUGUUUUUGCUCUGCUGUUGCUGGUGAAGAAAUGUCGGUGAUCAUCAAACGGUUGGAGGGAGAGUUGAGAGCUGUGAGGGCGGGAUUGCCUGUUGGGGUUUUAAGUCUUGGACCAGUAGGCAAUGGCGAAAACCUUAUGAAAUGGGAGGCAACAAUCGCUGGCCCUGAGGGGAGUCCUUAUGAGGGGGGCGAGUUUCAACUAACAAUCGAUAUUCCUCUGACAUAUCCCCUGAAUCCACCAAAGGUAUUAUUUCGAACGAAAGUCUACCAUCCUAACAUUAGCUCGUCUGGGAUGAUUUGUUUAUCAACUCUGAAGAAAGAUGCCAAAGAAGGAAGGUGGGCUCCAGCAACGAAGCUUCCAAUGCUUAUGAUUGCUAUUCAGUCCCUUCUCAGUGACCCCAACCCAGAUGAUCCUAUUGUGCCAUCCAUUGGAGACCAAUUUAAAGAGCAAAGGGCAGAAUUUGAUAGAAUAGCACGAAAAUGGACAAAGUAUUAUGCAACUCCAAGUGCCUGAAUCUAAUGUCAGGAUGGAAAGACAAUCAAUAAAUUCUUGCACUCCA
Molecule: messenger RNA, 645 nt
Organism: Frankliniella occidentalis (western flower thrips)
Lineage: Eukaryota; Metazoa; Arthropoda; Insecta; Thysanoptera; Thripidae
Product: ubiquitin-conjugating enzyme E2 D2B-like
Exons: 5
Coding region: 117-599 (160 amino acids)
Source: RefSeq, a predicted model, not a curated record